AUGAAAAACGUGCUUAUAUUUUUAGCUGUACAAAAUGAACGAGCACCACGUCAUGCAACUAAACGAGCAUUGCCUCUUCCUCCUCCUCCACCACCACCACCACCACCUCCUCCUUCUAUUUCACUUCCUCGAAUGCAAUGUUGGACACCACCAACAGCUGCAGGGUAUGUAAACGAGUCACCACAAGUGACAAUGCCAUUUGGCUUUCGAAAUUUAGCCAUUAAUAAUACUUCAUCUCCAUUAUGGUCUCGAAUGAUUUUUCCACAACAACAACAAAAAUUUAAUUCAUCAUUGGAUUCAACACAACAAACUAUAUCGGAUUUUUCUAAUACUGAUGAAACACAUUUAUCACUUGAUAUUAGCAAUGAUGAAAUUAUAUGUGAAACAGCUUCAUUUAUUUUACUUGAAUCAAUUCGAUGGUUAUAUUUAGUGCCUUCAUUUAAAGAUUUAAAUGAAUAUGAUCAAUAUUUAUUAAUUGAACAAUCAUGGUCAAUUAUAUUCUUAUUAACAUCAGCUGAAAUGAAGAAAUUUAUUGAUCAAAAUGAUAAUGAAUCAUUUGAUGAAGAAAAUCAAUAUUUAUUAUUUCAAUCAAUUGUUAAAGAUUUAAUUUUACAUUCAAUUGAUCAAACAGAAUAUACAUUACUUAAAUUAAUUAUUAUUUUUAGUAUUCCAACAAAUUAUGAAUUAAAUGAACGAUUUAUAAUUGAUAAAUAUCGAAAAGAUGCUUUAUUUAUGUUAAAUGAAUAUACAAGAAAUUCAAAAUAUCGUCGUUUAGCUGAACUUUUAAUGUUAUUAUCACAUAUUCAAGAAACAAUGUCAACAAUCUAUUUAGAUAAAAUAUUCUUCCGACAUUUAAUUAAUCGAAUAUCAAUGCAAAAUUUAUUACGUAAUAUUAUUCGACAUAUUCGAGCAUUUUCCCGAUAA
This is a messenger RNA of Rotaria sp. Silwood2, 924 nucleotides long. The record is from the annotation of a GenBank genome assembly. Lineage: Eukaryota; Metazoa; Rotifera; Eurotatoria; Philodinida; Philodinidae.